CUCUGAAAGAUCACUCGCAGCCACACACAAAAAGAGACUCAUUGAGACGGGGUGUUUUCUCUUUUCUCUCUGCUUUUUCAGCACUUUGUUCCUGCAGUGUGUGCAGUGUUUACAGAGCAUGUUUCUCCAGCAUGUUUUGGCACGGCCAGCCGAGUCUCGACGGAGCUGAAAAACCACAGUAAGGCUCUCAGAAGGGGGCUGUUGAAUUUGACGGAUCACAGUGAGAAGAGGAAUCUGAGCCCGAGCGGAGAAGAUUCUGGGUCAGAGGCAGCUACAAACAACUCCAGAACGAAGGAUUUAACUUUGUCAUGUCUGCCUGGGAGCACCUUUAAUCCUCAUCCUCCUUUUGGUACACAGUAGGACUUCUACAACUUUGACUGCCUCCACAUCUGUUAGGUCCAACCAACAAAUCAUGAAUACAAAUUCAACAGUUGACAACUGCUCAACCCCCAGCGAAUUCGCAUAUGAAAUUUUCUCUGGGGUGAUGAUUGUACAGUUCGUGCUGGGUCUGCCUCUCAACCUGUCGGUCCUCUACAUCUUUGUCUUCAGGUUCAAGUUCUGGAAGAACAAAAGCAUCUUCCUGUUCAACAUCGUGGUUGCUGAUUUCUUGCUGGUGGCCUGUCUCCCCGUCAAGGCCUACCAUUACCAACAGCAGCAGAGGCGCAGCCCGGAUACUGUGGUGUGUAAGACGAUGCUCUUCAUGCUGUUUCUCAACCGAGGGGCCAGCAUCGCCUUCCUCAUCACCCUGUCCCUCGAUCGCUACUUCAACGUGGUGCACCUGGGCAGGAGGAACUUUGUCAAGAUACUGAAGAAAUCUCCUCAAAUCUCCAUCAUUAUCUGGCUUCUCCUGUUGCCCCUCACCAUCCCCACCAUGCUGAGAACAUUUGAGUGCUGUAACAGCCACGGCCGACAAAUCGAGGGUCCGGAGCACGAUGUGACAGACACCUUCCGAGAGAUCGUCUUCUUCUCUCAGAUUGUCAUCCCCUUCAUCGUCCUCGUCUACUGCACAGUGUGCAUCGUCAACCGGCUGAGGAAGAAAACGGUGGGGGAGAAGACCAAGCUGAGGAGAGCCAUGUGCGUGGUCACGUCUGUGGUCAUCGUCUUCUCCAUCUGCUUCCUUCCUUGCACUAUAGCCAGAGCCGUGCUGCUGGCCGUCAGGCUGAAAGAAAUGGCGGAGGCAGAGAAUGUGGCGGUUCAGAUCUAUGAUGGCCUCAUGGUUUUGUCUUACAUGGACUGCCUGCUGGACCCUCUGGUGUACUGUUUCUGCAACUCAGGGUUUAAAGAUGCUUACACAACCACCUUCUGUCCAGCUUUUCUCCGAAAGAGGCUGCUGAAAUAUGACCGUGGCAUAGGAACGACGAUGACGACUACAACAACAUCUGGGACUAGAACCAUUUCAUUGCCGAUAACAGAGAAAUAAGAACUAGAGAGUCUUUUAUUUUAUUUUUUU
Molecule: messenger RNA, 1450 nt
Organism: Scatophagus argus
Lineage: Eukaryota; Metazoa; Chordata; Actinopteri; Scatophagidae
Product: 12-(S)-hydroxy-5,8,10,14-eicosatetraenoic acid receptor-like
Exons: 3
Coding region: 413-1420 (335 amino acids)
Biological process (GO): G protein-coupled receptor signaling pathway
Cellular component (GO): membrane
Molecular function (GO): G protein-coupled receptor activity
Source: RefSeq, a predicted model, not a curated record